Rhagoletis pomonella (apple maggot) is the source of this 827-nucleotide messenger RNA. RefSeq names its product chitooligosaccharidolytic beta-N-acetylglucosaminidase-like. Gene Ontology annotation, biological process: ganglioside catabolic process; glycosaminoglycan metabolic process; carbohydrate metabolic process. Lineage: Eukaryota; Metazoa; Arthropoda; Insecta; Diptera; Tephritidae. Gene Ontology annotation, molecular function: beta-N-acetylhexosaminidase activity. Gene Ontology annotation, cellular component: membrane. The record is from RefSeq and is a predicted model, not a curated record. The transcript is spliced from 2 exons. Bases 30 to 791 code for a protein of 253 amino acids.
UCGGUUAUUGGAGAAAGAGCACACACGAAAUGGAACGAAAUUUUGUUAUUUUCUGUGCAAUUGUGAUAUUUUUAUUAGGCAGUUUUAGCUCAUUAGUUGUUGGCGAAGAGUAUGAUGUUGUUUAUGGAUACGAAUGUCAGCAGAGCAAGUGUUUAAGAAUUGAAAUUACGGAGAAAACUAUAGAGACAGCCAUCAGUUUGCCAGUAUGUCGUUUGCUUUGCGGAGAUUCACCAGUGGGAACUGUCUGGCCAAAACCAACUGGAAUUAUGCGCACUGAGAAUAUUUUACUACAUGUAGAUAUAACAACAAUCACAUUUCAAUUUCCCACCAAACUCACCAAACAACUAUCGCUAUGGGAGGCAAGCAAAGAGAGAUUUUUGCAGCAGUUAAAAAGCCACACAGAAGAUGUAAUUGUCGCACCAAAGCCUGGUGGAUCCAAUUUGACAGUAGUAGUGGAAAUAAACUCCGAAAUCGAUGAGCUACCACGUCUAACGCUUGAUAGUGAUGAGAGCUACAAUCUAACUAUAGCCUCCCUAAAAGGGGGUGGUGGUGCGAUCGCUAAAAUCUCAGCAAAUACAUAUUUCGGUGGAAGACAUGGUUUGGAAACAAUUUCACAGUUAAUAGUUUAUGAUGAUAUUCGUCGAGAAUAUCAACUAUUGGCUAAAGUGGAAAUAGAAGAUGCACCUAAAUAUAAAUGGAGAGGAAUAUUAUUGGAUACGUCAAGGCACUUCUAUUCUGUGAAGUCUAUUAAACGUACUUUGGGUAAGUGUCACAACAAACAUUUAGUUUAAAGAACGAUUCGAAUUCUAAUGUUUUUCUCUCUAAGU